Metarhizium acridum CQMa 102 is the source of this 1953-nucleotide messenger RNA. RefSeq names its product Peroxisomal membrane signal receptor PTS1 (gene PEX5). The record is from RefSeq and is a predicted model, not a curated record. Gene Ontology annotation, cellular component: cytosol; peroxisomal membrane. Gene Ontology annotation, molecular function: protein binding. NCBI's taxonomy places the organism in Eukaryota, Fungi, Ascomycota, Sordariomycetes, Hypocreales, Clavicipitaceae. Gene Ontology annotation, biological process: protein import into peroxisome matrix, docking.
AUGUCGUUUAUGGGAGGAGCCGAAUGCUCCACGGCAGCGAAUCCUUUGAGCCAGUUUCAAAAACACGUCCAAGAUGACAAGACUCUGCAGCGAGACCGACUCGUUGGGAGAGGACCCGGUGGUCAGAUGGGUGGCUUUCGAAGCCAGGCUGCCAAUGCUCCCCAGGACGAGAUGAUGAAUGGCUUCCUCAAUGGCGCCCCGAACCUCCAGCAAGAAUUUCCCAUGCAAGCAGGACCUGCUCUGAACCCAGCACAACAUGCCCCGAUGCGCGCCGGCUCAGCGUCGCCGUCGUGGGCUCAAGACUUCAACGGUCAGCCAGGCAUCGAGUCGGCUUUUAAGCCUCCGCCUGGCGCUCACUUCUCCUCGGAUGAAUUUGCGAGAUUCCAACAGCUGAAUGGUCAAGCAUCAUCAGCGAGGUCCAGUCCAAUGCAGAAUGCCAACUUGUCCAGCCAAAUGCCCCAACGGCCAAUGAUGGGAGUUGGCAUGAUGAAUAUGGGAAUGGGCUAUGGCCAGUUCCAACCCAUGUAUCAGAACCAACCUUUCCAGCAGCACCAACAGCAACAGCAAACCGAGGGCAAAGGUAAAGGCAAGUUGAUAGAGUUGGACGAUAGCAAAUGGGAGGAGCAGUUUGCUCAACUCGAGCUCCAGGACCAGGAGGCCGAAGAGCUCAAGGAGAAGGAGAAGGAGCACGACGAAGCCAACGCGGCUGAGCGAGAACUUGAUGAGAUUGACAAAGCAAUGCAAUCUGAAACUAAUGAGUUUGGUGACUUCGAAUCCCUCUGGAAAGGAAUCCAAGCUGAGACGGCUGCUGCUAGAUCCAUGGUCAACGACGAUACCUUUUUCGACCAGUUCGAUACCGAAUGGAGCAACGACAACAUCCCCGCCGACUUCUCCAUGGGAGACUGGGGUCGAUUCGGUGAUCCUGUCGUCGAGAGCUACCUGUUCGAACAAGAAAAUUUCUUCCGCGACGAAAAGAACGCGUUCGACGAAGGUGUACGGGUUAUGAAGGAGGGCGGGAACCUAUCUCUUGCGGCCUUGGCAUUCGAAGCCGCCGUACAGCAAAACCCUAACCACACCGAGGCAUGGGUGUACUUGGGGAAAGCCCAGGCUCAGAACGAAAAAGAGACGGCUGCAAUUCGUGCCAUGGAACAGGCAUUAAAGUUGGAUCCCGACAAUUUGGAAGCGUUGAUGGGCUUGGCGGUAUCGUACACCAACGAGGGGUAUGACAGCACUGCCUAUAGAACACUGGAGCGCUGGCUCUCGGUCAAGUACCCUAGCAUCUUGGAUCCCAAGAAUCUACACCCAGCCUCCGAGAUGGGCUUCACUGACCGCCAAAUCCUUCACGAAAAGGUGACGAAUCUGUUCAUUGAGGCUGCUCGUCUCAGUCCUGAUGGAGAGCACAUGGAUCCCGAUGUCCAAGUUGGUCUGGGCGUAUUGUUCUAUGGUGCGGAGGAAUACGACAAGGCGGUGGACUGCUUCCAGUCGGCACUACAUUCAUCAGAGCUGGGUACAUCAAACCAACAAGAACAGGUUCAUCUGCUUUGGAACCGACUUGGUGCCACGCUGGCGAAUAGCGGACGGUCAGAAGAAGCCAUUGCUGCUUACGAGCAUGCGCUUUCCCUAUCUCCCAACUUUGUUCGGGCUCGUUACAACCUCGGCGUAAGCUGCAUCAACAUCAACUGCCAUCAGGAGGCUGCUUCUCACUUCUUGGCUGCCCUGGAGAUGCACAAGUCCAUUGAGAAGUCUGGGCGAAGCAAGGCCCACGAAAUCCUCGGUGACAAUGCCGGCAGCAACGUGGACGAGGUCAUUGACAGAAUGUCUGCACAGAACCGCAGCAGCACGCUGUAUGACACUCUCAGGAGAGUGUUUACUCAGAUGGGACGCAGAGACUUGGCGGAGAAGACGGUCGCUGGCGUUGACCCUGACAUUUUCCGACCAGAGUUUGACUUUUAG